This is a messenger RNA of Rasamsonia emersonii CBS 393.64, 1311 nucleotides long. RefSeq lists its product as uncharacterized. Gene Ontology annotation, biological process: GPI anchor biosynthetic process. Gene Ontology annotation, cellular component: Golgi membrane. Bases 1 to 1311 code for a protein of 436 amino acids. The record is from RefSeq and is a predicted model, not a curated record. Lineage: Eukaryota; Fungi; Ascomycota; Eurotiomycetes; Eurotiales; Trichocomaceae. Gene Ontology annotation, molecular function: glycosyltransferase activity. The transcript is spliced from 2 exons.
AUGCGGCUCCUGAGCGGGACCCCCUCGCUCGGAGCAGCGUCACUGCUGCUCCGCUCCUACACCGCAAAGGUCUUUUUGGUCUUCCUGCUUCUGUACCUGCUGCUCGUGCAGUAUGCCCGGACACGAUCCUACCGCGAUCCCACGUCCGUCUUCUUCGACCCCGAUAGGGGCUAUCGUCCCGCUUACUCGGCCGUGCGCGCUGAGCAGGCCAACUCCUUCAUCGAGCGUGUCGAUUCCGGCCAGAUCACGCCGUACAAGGCCUCUGCGAAUCCGGCGCUCUGCGUAGGCGUCGCGACGAUCGCGCGCAAUGGCGCCCGGUACUUCAAGACCGCGGUGGGGUCGCUACUGGAGAACCUGUCCGAGACCGAAAGAGCACAGCUGCAUCUGAUCCUCUUCAUAGCGCACAGCGAUCCGAACCAACACCCGGCUUAUUCGGAGAAAUGGCUCCACGAGGUCGCGGACACGGUGCUCCUGUACAACUGGGACGAGGUGGACAAGGACCACAUUGUCGAGCUCGAACAGGACCAUAACAAGAUCUCGGGCAGGGAGAAGGGGCUGUUCGACUACACCUACCUGUUGAAAGCGUGUCAUGCCGUCAACGCCUCCCAUGUGGUCAUGCUGGAGGACGAUGUUGUCCUCCUGGACGGAUGGCUUCACCGGGCUCGAACGGCAUUGGGUGCUGCGGCGCGUCAGACGGCGGAGAUGGGUUUGUCGAACUAUCUUUACCUCCGCAUGUUUUAUACAGAAGAAUUCCUCGGCUGGAAUAGCGAAGAAUGGCCGAUCUACUUGUUCUACUCCGUCCUCGCUGUUGCUGCAGUCGGAGCGAGCCUCCUCGGAACCCGACACUACUUCCCUUCGACGAGACGCUUCAUCCCCGACGAGACAAUCCUUCUCCUCUGUGCCGUCUGCACACCUCUCCUGAUCAUUCUGUUUUUCGCCGCGGGUCGGGUGACCAUGCUACCCAUGCCGGCCGGCGUGAACGAAAUGCCCAAGUUCGGCUGCUGCUCGCAGGGGUUCAUUUUCCCGCAGUCCCGGGUCCCCGACCUGGUGCAGUGGUACGAGUCGAGGCAUAUCGGCUAUGUCGACAUGCUCACGGAGGAAUACGCGGACCAGAACCGCGAGCUCCGCUGGGCGGUGACGCCGACGUUGCUCCAACACGUUGGCAGCAAGAGCUCCAAGGGGGACGAUUUCACCACCCGACCCAAAUACCACCGCAGCAUGUCCGAGCGGAUGUGGAGCUUUGCCUUUGAGACGAACGAUGCUGACGCUCUCCGGGCUGAACAUGAGGAGCACAAGCUCGACGUUCCCUAG